UGGGUUUCACUGGUUUUAUCCUUUUCUUUUCGUAAUUUUUGAUUGUCUUUUUUUUCUUUUUGGGUUUUAAUUAAUUUUCCUAAUUACAGUCUAGUCUUUAAUGUCUUGUGUCUUCCUCUCUCCAUCAUCUGAUCAUCGAUUUAAUUGUUUCCCUCUUGUAUCCACAAUGAUUUUCUCUACAGCAAAGCUCAAAUUGGUUUAGAAUUUUCUUCUCCUUGGAAAUGAUGACAACAAUUUACCAAUUUCUCCAUUGGAUGUAAGACCAUCAACUAUAUUUAUAAAUACUGUUUAUUUUGAUGUUCUCCGAUUUUACCUGUUGUUAAUUAUUAUCACCAAUCAUAUAAUUUAUAUAACAUUCCCCUAUUUUCUCAAGACAAUGAUGUUAACAAUUAACCUACGUUAAUCUACUACCUGAUCAAUGCAAUCAAUUAUUACUCCAAGUGAAACAUUUUUCUAUCAUCAACUGCUUAUUAGACAUGGUUAAACUACACCUGGUUCUCUAUCAAAUUGAUUGACUUUAUUGCUUUCAUCACUACUAUUAUAAUAAAACAAAAACGACAUAAAAUCAAUCAUCAUCAACAUCUCUCUCCAAAAAAUAGUGAAGAGAAUCGCCAACAAAGUGAUCAUCAACGACAUCAUCAUCAUCAUCAUCACACUUUCAUUCUAAGAUCCGUUGUUAAAUUCAACUGAUAAUUGGAAAUAAUCACAAAUAAUCAAGGUGUUUGUAUCAUUAUACAAGUUGAUUAUUAUUAUUAUUAUUUAAUACCUUAUAAGUUUCAUCUGUGAUCAUAAUCGUCCGAAAGUUUUACUUGCCUUUAAGUUAUAAUCUUCUAUCAACAAUUUUUAUCUUCCUUUGAAAUAAUACAACAGUUUUUGUUAUUAUUUUCUCUUCCAUUACCACCAUCAUCGUCCUCAGCAUCAUCUUUAUGAUUUUUGCUUAUUUAUCUACCAUAAAUUUUUAUCACCAAAGUUAAGAUUAUUUCAACUUUCGCCACAAAGCAACAUUGACCGACUUGAAACUACAAUAGAAAAGCCUAUUUAAACUAAAACGAAUAUAUAUUUAUGUGUAUAUAUUUCACUGAAAAAAAUCACUCAAAAGCCAAAUUGUACUUCAAUCUAAAUCAGGAUGAGAUUAUUAUCAUCUUUUGGUCGAUUAGAUUCACGUAAUCUUCUCAAACUCCUCAUAACAAUUAACAUUGUUCUCGCCUUCUAUCAACUUAUAUCAUUCCAUUUUUACUCUCCACCAGAAGCAUGUAUAUUGAACAUUCGACCUUCACCUUUAAUUCAAGAUGAUUCUUCUUCCAAGCAAAUUCUUUCAUCACUACCAGACGAUUCUAAACUGUUGAGAUUUUCAUCCAAUACUCAGAUCACUAAUGGAGGUGGUGAUAAGAGUGAAUCUGCCGCAGUGGCCGCUGUUGGUGCUGCUAUGAUUGCCUCAGAGUCUCUCGAUUCACCAACAGUCCAAUUAACUUAUAAACCUAAAUCUCCCUGGUGGAUACCGGAACAAAGGGAAAGAUACAUUGUGAUAAGAAAUUAUAUCCUGCCAGAGGCUAAGAAUCCGAACACUUAUCUACAAAGUGCCAAUGAAACUCUGGAUGAAAACAGUGUUACACUAACAACCCAAGGAACAUUUGAAUUUUUAAAUCACGUUGAGUCUCUUUGUAAACGUUGGGAUGGUCCAAUUUCCGUUGGUGUUUACGCACCAGGUGAAGAUAUACUCUAUUCAUUGGAAUUGAUCUAUUUCAUGAGAAGUUGUCGUCAUGAGUGUGUUCUUCAUAAUGUUACCUGGCAUUUGAUUUACGAUGUCGGUCAUGGACCUGAUAAAGACAAUGUUACCUUUCCAGAGGAUUAUGUUAACAAAAUGUCUUCCACAGGAACAGCAGAAUUCAACUGUCAACUAACAUAUGACGACUUCUUUAACAAACACAAAGAUCUUUAUCGAGUCAACAAUAAGCUUCCAUACCCGAUUAAUGUUGCUCGAAAUGUUGCUCGACUCAAUAUUAAAACAAAGUACCUUUUGGCCUCAGAUAUUGAACUUUACCCAAGCCUUAAUGUAGUUUCAAUGUUCAGAGAUCUUUUGGAACGAGAGAAAAAUAAUUUAGUGCCAUUAGUGAACCGAAAUGUGCCUCAUGUUUAUGUUUUACCCAUUUUCGAGGUAAAGGCUGGUCUUGACCCGCCGUUGACCAAAAAAGACUUGAUCAAAAUGGUCAAAAAAGGCGAUGCAAUUUUCUUCCAUAAAUGGGUUUGUGAUAUUUGUCAGAAUUUUCCUGAUCGAGAUAAAUGGAUAGAAUCAGUUCCAUCUAAUGAUUCAUUUGAUAUUUUCCGAUCUGCUAAAAGAACUCAUGCUCGAAGUACAUGGGAACCGCUUUAUAUUGGAACCAAUGCUGAACCUUUGUACGAAGAGAAAUUAUCUUGGGAAGGAAAACGAGAUAAAAUGUCUCAGAUGUUUGAAAUGUGUUUACUUAAUUAUGAUCUAUUGAUCUUGAAUAACGCUUAUUUGGUCCAUGCUCCAGGAAUCAAACAUAUUGAUCACGCAGAUGAUAAAAAACGACUUCCGUUCAUUAAGCGGAAUAAUCAAGUCUAUACAACAGUGAUCUCCAAAUUAAGACGAAAGUACAUUAAAACUGGCAAUAAAGAAUGUUAAAGAUGAUUAAGCUAAAGUUGUAUUUAAAAUGAAGCGAAAUUUGUGAAAAAUUAAUGAAUUAAAAGAGUCUUUUAUUUGAAUCAAAAUGUUUUUAUUUAAUGAUUUCUAACAAAAAAGGGUUGACAUUAAAUGACAAUUUUUGUUUUUUUUUUGGAAAAAAUGAAAUUGAGAAAAGAUAUUGAAGUGAGAUUUUCAAUAAAUAGAAAAGGAAAAG
Molecule: messenger RNA, 2858 nt
Organism: Panonychus citri (citrus red mite)
Lineage: Eukaryota; Metazoa; Arthropoda; Arachnida; Trombidiformes; Tetranychidae
Product: beta-1,4-glucuronyltransferase 1-like
Exons: 5
Coding region: 1127-2644 (505 amino acids)
Source: RefSeq, a predicted model, not a curated record